Molecule: messenger RNA, 4502 nt
Organism: Hypanus sabinus (Atlantic stingray)
Lineage: Eukaryota; Metazoa; Chordata; Chondrichthyes; Myliobatiformes; Dasyatidae
Gene: brd9
Product: bromodomain containing 9
Exons: 17
Coding region: 234-2222 (662 amino acids)
Biological process (GO): regulation of transcription by RNA polymerase II
Cellular component (GO): nucleus
Source: RefSeq, a predicted model, not a curated record
CCCCUUGGCUGAUGGUCAGGUAGAGGCGGGUCUUCUGCAUAGUUGGAGGAAAGGGCAAUGUGAUUCCAAAGUACCGGCAGAUGCAAGAUCUGUGAAUUAUUUUGUUUAAUUUUCGUACUGGGAUUGGGUAGAUCGGAGAGAAGACCCGCGCGUUUGACUCAGCUCCCCGGCCUGGUGCCGUUGGGUCGAUCGGGCGCCAGGCCUUGUGCGCCUGCGCGACGCCAGGGCCGGACAUGGGGAAGAAACACAAGAAGCUGAAGUGCGAGUGGCGCUCGUACGACGGAUUUAUUGAUAAACCCUCUGAAAAACCACUUAAGCUUGUGCUGAAAGUCGGAGGAAGUGAAGUAACUGAGCUUUCUGGCUCAGGCCAUGAUUCCAGUUAUUAUGACGAUCGAUCUGAUCAUGAGCGAGAACGGCACAAAGACAAGAAAAAGAAGAAGAAAAAGAAAUCUGAGAAAGAAAAACAUAUUUCAGAUGAAGAGCGUAGAAGGAGAAAGGAAGAGAAGAAGCGAAAACGUGAGAAAGAACAUUUAGAUAGUGAGGCUGAUGCUGAUGAGUUUGACCCAGGGAAAAGGAUUGAAGUUGAGCCCCCUACAGAUCGACCAGUACGAUCCUGUAGAACAAAAGAACAAGCUGAAAGUGAGAAUACACCCCUGCAGCAAUUAUUAGAGCACUUUUUACGCCAGUUACAGCGGAAAGAUCCUCAUGGAUUUUUUGCAUUCCCUGUUACGGAUAGUAUUGCACCUGGUUAUUCUAUGAUAAUAAAACAUCCAAUGGAUUUCAGUACUAUGAAGGAUAAAAUUCUGGCAAAUGAAUAUAACUCCAUUACAGAAUUCAAGGGUGACUUCAAGCUGAUGUGCGAUAAUGCAAUGACUUACAACCGACCUGAAACUGUGUACUACAAAGCUGCAAAAAAGCUGCUUCACACAGGAUUUAAGAUGAUGAGUAAAGAGCGUCUGUUAGCUUUGAAGCGCAGCAUGACAUUCAUGCAGGAGAUCGAUUUUUCUCAGCAGGCAGCACUGUUAGGCGAUGAAGAUGUAGCACAAGAAGAAACUGUUACAGAAGUUACUAUAGUACCUGUCGAAACAACAACCAAAAAAUCCAAGAAGCAAAGUAAAGAGGUCAUCAGUUACUUAUAUGAGCCAGAAGGAAAUGCAUGCAGUUCAACUGACAGCACUGCUGAGGAACACGUCUUGGCAUUGGUGGAACAUGCAGCGGAUGAAGCCCGAGAUAGAAUUAGCAGAAGUGCUGCUAAUUCUAAGAUUGGCUACCUCAAAAAGGAUGGUGAUGGUCCUUUACUCUUUGCUGUCGUAAACCAGUCCGAUCCAGAGACUGAAGAGGAAGAGGUUCACCCAGUGGAUCUGAGUUCCCUUACAACUAAACUCCAACCAGGCAUCAAUACAAUGGGAUUUAAAGAUGAUCGGAGAAACAAAGCGUUAUCUGUUACUUAUCUCAACUGUGUGUACACUGCACAGUCCAUCCAAAACAACACCAUCUUCCCAAAUUUGACUCCAGAGGAGACAGAAUUGCUGUAUUCCACAUAUGGAGAAGAAACUGGGGUUCAGUGUGCCUUAAGUUUGCAAGAGUUUGUUAAAGAUUGUGGAAGCUCCACGAAGAAAAUGGUUGAUGAUUUAUUGAAUCAAAUCACAGCAGGGGAACAUUCCAAGACCAUCUACCACUUAUCACAGAAAAGAAAUAUUGAGCAAAAAACAAAUAAAGAUACCAAAAUGAAUCUUGAUGAAGUGCAGGCUCCAGCUAUUUUUAUAAAAGAGGAACCCAAGAUGCAACCUGUCUGUACAGAGAUAUCAAAGCCAAUAAUGGCCGGAGAGGCAAAUGGGAGUGCAGGCGACAACCGGCCUGGUCUGGAUUUCAUUCCUGUGAAGUCUUAUUCUGAUGUUUCCUUAGAUAUUUCUUUACUGAACUCACUAGGGAAAGUAGUGAAGAAGGAGCCUGAUCACGAUGAUAACCAGAGAAAUCUAGAUGAGACCACCAAAUUGUUGCAGGAUUUGCAUGAGGCUCAGACAGAACGUGUCGGUUCCCGACCUUCUUCAAAUCUCAGCUCAAUCUCCAGCAACUCCGACCGUGAGCAGCACCACCUAGGGAGUCCUCAUAACCUGAAUGUUGGAGAGCAACGGGAUAUAGUGCAAGACUUCCGUGAAUUUCUUCAGUCUCCAAGUAAUACAGCUGCAGGCAGCCUGAGUCGAAGUGCUGAAAACUCCUAGAGCAUUCACAAUAGUGGAAGUGAGCCACUUUGUUGAAUGAAAAAAUGGAUUUUUCUUCUUUUUUCCCACAAAGACUCUUAUAAGAGGAAACUGACCUUCAAGUGUCUUUCUAAUGUAGUCUGAAAUCUACUGAACUCAGGUUGUCUCCUGUUUUCUGGUUUAGCGUGAAUUGAAUGGGCAAAGUUUAUUGAAUUGUAUAGUCGUGAUCUUGUCCAGUUUGUACAGAACAAAGAUAUUCAGGCUACAUGGAUUCCAGAAUUUUCGCUUGGUUUGGUCUAGUUGGUAUAUGUUUAGCAGUUUUCAAAAUAUGUAUAGACUUUAGAAAAAAAAUUUGUAUAUAGAAUGGUCUUGCCUUAAUCUUGUUGUUAGCAAUAGUAUGCAUUAUCAUAUGUCUGCUUACCUUUUUCAAAACCAUACUUGAGGAUAAUACAUCACGAUGAAGAAUGUAAAUUUGUACAUCAUUUCCUUUGAUUCUUGUCUGCACACCCCUAUAUUCCAGAUAGUAUUCUGGAGUGCUAGUGCAAACUAUGUCAGUACUUGCAAAUAUCUUUAAAAGGUAAGUCUGAAAAAUAAUGACACCCAAAGAGUUAAACUAAUUUACAGAUUCUGUAGAAGUUUGUUUCACUAUGUAUUUAUUGUAAUUUUUAAAGAGUAUACCACUGGGUGUGCUAUUUGUAGAGAACAAAUCAUUUUAACAGAAAAUCUAAAUUGAUUUAUUGAAGCAGUGAUGGAUUUUUCAAAUAUUGUUAAUAACAGAUUUUAUACCAAUCUUGUGACUUCUUAUGUAAACUCCCACUUCUACAAGGUGCUGAUCUAAGAUUGUAAUUGUUGUGAUGCACCCCAUCAACCAACAUUUACCAGUCAUUUGAAGAUCUAACUUUGCGUGGAGUAUGUGGUCAUAAAACUAUGCAUAAUAAAGGGAGGCUGUCCCAGAUUUGUGCAGUGGAUCUCCUACAGACAGCAAUUGUAAGAAACUGACAGCAGUACCCUCAACAGACCUUUCCAAUUUUCUGUCCUUAAUUUAAAUGGAAAUAAUUGGGAACAGCCUUUUACAAGGAUGUCUUUUGACAUUAUAUUUGCUUUCAUUCAGUCCAAGAAACAUCAUCCUUUUUAUCUGUAUUUCAGAUCCCCAGCACUGCUACUGGUUUCACAAUUACCUGUAUUUUUAAUGAAGUAGACAUUUAAUACUGGGCUGGCUUAACAUACUGGUGAUAUUUUGUAUUGUUUGGGAAAAUUCACAUGCAGCUUAAUGUCUCUUCCAUAGUUUUUGUUUUCUUGGGCUGUGCUAAUUUAUUCCUUUCCUUAUUCCAGUGAGCAGUAUACACAAAAUAUUUUAGAUUCAGUCCAAGAAAGGAAGCACAAACAUUGGAGCACAGGUUUCAAAGAUUUGCUGACAAUAAUAUAAAGAGUACUUACAAGUAAUAUUUUUUAUUGAAUAAAUAUAAUCAAUUAGAUUCUGUUGAUGUGUACAUUAUAUUCCUAAUAUGAAUUUUACUGUUUUAUCAGUAUCUAAAGACAGUUACCACUGAGCAAUAAACCAGAACAAAACCACAGUUAAAUUGAACCAGAAAGCUAUGCAAUAAAGCAUUGAAUUUUAUCUUAACAUUUUGACAAUGACCAAAUUGCUUUGAUUAUGAAAUUUGAGAUUUUCUUCCUUGAAAUGUUGUUUUCUUUUGGGUCAUGUGGUCAGGGUAUAGACUUUCUAAUUUAUCUGUUCUUUACAUCUGAUUUGUGCCAGUUAGGCUGAUUUUGUAAGUAUUUGAUUCAGCAAAGAUAUCUUUAAAAAUGAUUCAGUCAUUGUCCUUGCUGUUAAAUUAUAAGUUUACUUUGAAUUACUAUUCACACCUGCUUUCUCUUAUUACUGUGGUUUUAUAUUUGAUAAAAAUUUAAUUUUUAUUGAAAUUAUCUGAUGAAUAGAAUUUUAUGCAAACUUUAGAAUUAAAUGUUCCAAUCCAAAUUAAUUUAAAACUGAGCAAGAACUUUCAUCAUUGCAGGAUGCAUUCUUUCAAAUUCUUGCUUUUUUUUAAUCGUUAUGCUGAUGAAUCAGAACAUUGAGAGCUCAAGCCCCACUCUGGGAACGAAGCAUAUCAUCUAGUCAGACCUAUAGUCAUUGAAUUAUUAAGGGAUUGAUGUGUUGUCAGAGGUGUCAUCUUUGAGCUGAGUUAUUAAACUGCUUCUGUUAAAUGGUGUGUGUAAAGAUUCCCUGGCGCUAUUUGAAUUCUCUUCGCAAUUGUCCCAACAAUUAUCCUUCACCAAACAAUAAAGAAAAAUUGUUGCUCA